UCAUCUUCACACAGCCAAAUCAAGCUAGUCAGCAAUGGCUUCCACUGUGAAUUCCCCAUCAACCCCUAUUACUCUUCCCAAGAUUUCAUCCAUUCAAACUCCAUUCCUUCCCAAAACAUCUCAGCUUUCCAUAUUCAAGAAGAAGAAGCCUUUCAACUUUGUCUCCAAGAAAGUAGUGUCCUGCAAAGCCAGCAAUGAACAGUCUUCUUCUCCCAACAGGAGGGAUGUGCUUCUCGGCCUAGGUGGUCUCUAUGGUGCUACCAACCUUGUGAGCGACCCAUUUGCAUUGGCAGCCCCAGUAGCCGCACCCGACCUUUCUCUCUGUGAGAAAUCGACUGUAACAUCCAAGAGCGCUGGAACCAUUAAAGUCGCUUGCUGCCCUCCAAAAUCAACAAAUAUCAUAGAUUUCAAACCACCAAAGUUUAGCAAGAUACGGUACAGACCGGCGGCACAUAUAGUUGAUUCUGAGUACUUGGAUAAGUUUAAGGAGGCCAUGGAGAAGAUGAAAGCUCUUCCCGAGGAUGAUCCUCGUAAUUUCAUGCAACAAGCCAAUGUUCAUUGUGCUUACUGCAAUGGGGGUUACGAUAAUGGAGACCAAAAUCAAGAGCUUCAAAUUCACUUCUCAUGGCUCUUUUACCCUUUCCAUAGGUGGUAUCUCUAUUUCUACGAGAGAAUAUUGGGGAAGAUGAUUGAUGAUCCGAAUUUCGCCAUGCCAUUUUGGAACUGGGAUUCUCCCCGUGGCAUGGUUAUCCCAGAGAUGUAUGUAGAUCCUAACUCUCCGCUCUACGAUGAGAAGCGCAACGAGAACCACCAGCCGCCCAAAAUGCUCGAUCUUGAUUACGCCGGCACCGAGGAAGAAUUAUCAAAGAGGGAUCUGAUAAAGAGUAAUCUAAGUGUGAUGUAUAGGCAAAUGGUAUCGAACAAGACCGCUUCUCUAUUCCAUGGACAACCGUACCGUACUGGCGAUAAACCAAGUCCGGGAAUGGGUGCCAUCGAGAACAACCCUCACACCGCCGUUCAUCGGUGGGUUGGCGACAAGAAGCAACCGUAUUCAGAAGAUAUGGGGAACUUUUAUUCUGCUGGUAGAGACCCCCUGUUCUACGCUCAUCAUUCCAAUGUUGAUCGAAUGUGGAACAUUUGGAAGUCUUUACCAGGGAAGAAACCAGGGAAGAAACGGACCGAUUUUGCCGACACGGAUUGGCUCGAUUCCUCGUUCCUUUUCUACGACGAGAAUGCUAAUCUGAAUCGAGUCAAGGUUCGUGAUGCACUAGACACAAGGAAUUUGGGGUACGAUUAUCAAAGAGUUGAUAUUCCAUGGCUUAAAAACAAGCCAACCCCUCGGAGGCCCGGUAAGGGUCGAGGCCAAGGUCAUGGUCGUGGUCAAGCAGUGGCGGCCGAGACGAAAGCUGCAUCCGUUAUCCGCAAUGCUUUCCCUAUAGUUUUAGACAAGGUGGUGCGCAUUGAAGUUCCAAGGCCAAAGAAAUCAAGGACUAAGCAUGAAAAGGAAGAUGAAGAAGAAGUUUUGGUUCUACAAAACAUUCAGGUAGACCGAGACAUAGCUGUGAAAUUCGAUGUGUACAUCAACGACGAAGACGACGAGACACCCACCGAACCGGAAGAUUCGGAGUUUGCCGGGAGCUUUACGAAUAUACCGCAUAACCAUCACAAGCCGGGUGUGAAGCUUGACACUAACUUGACGCUGCCAUUAUCAGAUUUGUUGGAGGAUUUGGAUGUUGAAGGGGAUGACAAUAUUGAGGUGACUUUGGUGCCUAAAGAAGGGAAGGGUCUUGUUUCGAUUGGUAACAUUAAGAUCGACUACAUCCAAGACUAGUGAUCAAUUAAUCUGUUGACUCUUCCAAUGCUUUGAUGGGGUUAAUGGACGACAUCUUUAGUGUUUCCGAUCGGAUUGAUGGGUACAUCUAUUUGUUUUUCAUGUUUUAUGUACGUGUCUUUUUGUGUUAUUAAUA
Hibiscus syriacus is the source of this 1967-nucleotide messenger RNA. RefSeq names its product polyphenol oxidase, chloroplastic-like. Gene Ontology annotation, biological process: pigment biosynthetic process. Gene Ontology annotation, molecular function: catechol oxidase activity. Bases 35 to 1831 code for a protein of 598 amino acids. NCBI's taxonomy places the organism in Eukaryota, Viridiplantae, Streptophyta, Magnoliopsida, Malvales, Malvaceae. The record is from RefSeq and is a predicted model, not a curated record. The transcript has a single exon.